This is a messenger RNA of Pogoniulus pusillus (Red-fronted tinkerbird), 4389 nucleotides long. It is a transcript of the gene POLRMT, whose product is annotated as RNA polymerase mitochondrial. The record is from RefSeq and is a predicted model, not a curated record. Bases 25 to 3708 code for a protein of 1227 amino acids. Gene Ontology annotation, molecular function: mitochondrial promoter sequence-specific DNA binding; DNA-directed RNA polymerase activity; protein binding. Gene Ontology annotation, biological process: mitochondrial transcription. Gene Ontology annotation, cellular component: mitochondrial DNA-directed RNA polymerase complex. The transcript has 21 exons. Lineage: Eukaryota; Metazoa; Chordata; Aves; Piciformes; Lybiidae.
GCGGCAUGGCGGCCUAGGCCUGGGAUGUCUCUGCUGCGGCUGCGGGCGGCGCUGGCGGGCACGGCCCCGCUCCGGCGCACCGGGGUCCCAUGGAGUGUGCUCAGGAGCUACUCCUCCGCCAGCGCCAAGGAGAAGGCGAGGAGAGAGACCACCUGUGAGAGGACAGAGCUGCUGCAGGUGCUGAAGGCUCGAGUGAAGCAGCUCCAAGACAGCCACAGCCCAGAGGUCAGCAAAGUGGAGGUCGCCUCAGUGGGCAAUGCCAAGCAGCAGGAGCCGCUGCAGCAUGCGGUGCCCCCCAGCCCCCUGGAGGAUCCAGCUGCCAGGGCAAGGGAGGAGAGCCCAGCCUGGCCCAGUGCCUUGGCAGAGAAGAUAAAGAAGGAGAUGCAGCUCCAGCAGCUGAAGGUGGAGCAGAAGUUGUCCGUUGCUGCCUCCAAGCCUGCUCGGGAGGACCAGACCAAACCAAAGGAUAAGGUGAAGGCCAAAAAGGCUAAAGCCAAGAAGAGCCAGAAGAGCCCAAAGGCUGAGGUGGCUGCUGCCUGGAGCCAGAGCCCUGCCAGCUCCCAGAGUGCCUACCCCCACGGCAAGCCCAGCGUGGCAGCAGCGAAGCUUCCGAAGGCGCAGAGGCCUCGGGCGGUGCCCAGGGACAAGGAGAGCAGCCAGUUCAAGGUCCUGCAGCAGACCAUCCUGUCCAGCCUGGAGUGCUUCCUCUUCCUGCAGCAGCCAGAGGAGGCUGAGAGGUUGCUGCUCCUGUACUACCGCUCCCCGGGCAAGAGGAGGCUUUUGAACAUCGAUGCCUACAACGUGGUGAUGAGGAGCUGGGCAAAGAAGGGCAACCUGCAGCACAUCCAACUCCUCUUUUCCAUGCUGGAAUCCGCUGGGCUCCGACCCAGCCUGGACUCGUAUGCAGCAGUGCUGGAGUGCAUGGGCCGGGCCCUGGUGCCCACCAAAACUGUCUGGAGAUACAUGCAGCAGCUGAGGAAAGAUGGUUUCCAUGUGGAUGAGCUCUUCCAAAAGUGCCUGUUUGAGGAUGAUGAGAAGGAGAAGGUGCUGAAGGUCAUCAGGAUUGUCCAUCCCACCUAUCAGCUGCCCCCUUCUCCCAGCCCUGAUACCUGCAAGUCUACUCUUCUCCAGGACUUCUAUUCCAGAGACAAGGCAGAGCCAUACCCCAAGCUGGUGCUCUCAGUAGAGGAGCUGCAGGAGUGCUUGCGGCAGCAGCUGGAGAUGGAGCUGGACAACACUGUCACCAUCCAGUCAGUGGAAGCCACCAAGCCUCUGACCCCACAGGCCAUCCAGGCGCGCAACCUGCUGGCCACGCUCCGUUCCCAGUGGCACGACUCCAUCCUCCAGGCCCUGCAGAAGGCAAAGCACAAAAUGUCCAGGUUCAAGACAGUGUCAGGGUACAACGUUCUCUACCCCUACCUGUGCCUACUGCCAGAGGAGGAGUAUGUGGGCAUCAUGCUGCAGAUUCUCAACAGCCUCUCUCCACAAGGGGAAUCCCUGGCUGUCCUGGCCAGGGAGCUGGGCUCCAAGGUCCACAACAGGUACAUCACACUGAGGAAGCAGCACAGCUGCCAGCUGGAGAAGGUGCAGCAGAUCUAUGGGGACUACAUCCACCUGCUGGCAAAGGAUGGCCAACCAAAGGAGUAUUUGCCACGGGAAUACUGGGAGAAGCUGGUGGCAGAAGCAGGCUUUGGGCCCUCGCUGACCCUGAGGGACUGCAGCUGGCCCUACAUGCUGCUGAUGCGCCUGGGCAUGCACAUGCUGGAGCUGCUGGUGCAGGCUGUCAAGGUGCCCAGGAACAUCCUCAACCCUCGCCUGGAGUCCAAGCUCGUCCCUGUCCUCUACCACAUCUACUCCUUCCGCAGCAGCUGGCAGGUUGGGCUGAUAAAGCCCCAUCCUGUCUUCUCCCAGCUCGUCUUGGAGGCUGCAGAGAGCACCCUGACCUUCAACUCCUCUGCCAUCCCCAUGCUGUGCCCCCCGGUGCCCUGGACCUCCCCUCACUGUGGUGCCUACCUCCUGAACGACACCAAGCUGAUGCGCUUCGUGGACGGAGCCAUCCAGCACCAGCAGCUGCUGGAGCAGUGCCCUCCUGCCAAGCUCCACCCCGUGCUGGAUGCCCUCAACCAGCUGGGCAACUGCGCCUGGAAGAUCAACCAACCCAUCCUGGAUAUCAUCAUCUCCAUCUUCAACGAGAAAGGCAACGAGAAGCUGGACAUCCCCCCCCCACCCUCAGAAGCUCCCAAGCCUCCUCCUGCCUCUGGUGGUUCCUCUGCCUUGAGCAAGAGCCAGAAGCAGGAGGUGCUGCAGUGCAAGAAGAAGGCUGCAGAGAUGCACAGCCUGCGCAUGGAUGCCCUCUACAAGCUCUCCAUCGCCAGCCACGUCAGGGACAAGGUCUUCUGGUUCCCUCACAACAUGGACUUCCGAGGCAGGACUUACCCUUGCCCGCCUUACUUCAACCACCUGGGCAACGACGUCACCAGGGCCAUCCUGCUCUUUGCAGAGGGGAGGCCCCUGGGGCCCAAGGGCCUCGACUGGCUGAAGAUUCACCUGAUCAACCUGACUGGGCUGAAGAAGAAGAAUGCCCUGCAGGAGAGGCUGGAGUAUGCCAAUGAGAUCAUGGAGGACAUCCUGGACUCGGCUGACCACCCGCUGACGGGCAGGAAGUGGUGGAUGAACACAGACGAGCCCUGGCAAGCCUUGGCCUGCUGCAUGGAAAUUGCCAAGGCCCUGAGAUCCCCAGAUCCAGCAGCCUACAUCUCUCACUUCCCGGUUCACCAGGACGGCUCCUGCAAUGGUCUGCAGCACUACGCCGCUCUUGGCCGGGACCUCAGUGGUGCCAUCUCUGUCAAUCUGAUGCCCUGCAGCGUCCCCCAGGAUGUCUACAGUGCGGUGGCCCAGCAGGUGGAGGAGUUUCGGAAGAAGGAUGCCAAGCAGGGGCUGAAGAUUGCCCAGGUCCUGCAGGGCUUCAUCAGCCGCAAGGUGGUGAAGCAGACGGUGAUGACGGUGGUGUACGGCGUCACGCGCUACGGCGGGCGGCUGCAGAUGGAGAAGCGCCUCAAGGAGAUCGAUGAGUUCCCUGAGGAGUAUUUGUGGGAGGCAUCUCACUACCUUGUCAAGCAGGUGUUCAAUGGCAUCAAGGAGAUGUUCUCAGCCACUCGAGAUAUCCAGAACUGGCUGACAGAGAGUGCCAAGCUCAUUGCCCAGUCGGGACAGACGGUGGAGUGGGUGACACCUCUGGGGCUCCCCAUCGUGCAGCCCUACUAUCGGUCCAAGCCCACCGUGCUGGUUUGUGGCAUGCAGAACUUGAACGUGAAGAGCUCCAGCACCAACCAGAAGCCUGACACGGUGAAGCAGAAGAAUGCCUUCCCCCCCAACUUCAUCCACUCCCUGGACUCCACACACAUGAUGCUUACUGCUCUGCACUGCCUCAGGCAGGGUCUGACCUUUGUCUCAGUCCAUGACUGCUACUGGACUCAUGCACUCACCGUGGACGUCAUGAACCAGAUCUGCCGGCAGCAGUUUGUGGCUCUGCACAGCGAGAAGAUCCUGCAGGAUCUGUCCGAGUUCAUGCUGGAGAAGUACUGCAGCCCUGGCAGGGAGACCAGAGCACUCUGGCAGAAAAAGCUGAUGGAGCAACUCUCAAGUGUCCCCAAGACAGGCGAGUUCAACCUGAAGGAGGUGAUGGAUUCUACCUAUUUCUUCAGCUGAGCCUGGCUGCCGGUGGGGCCUGCGCUACCUCAGCACCACUGCUGCCCCCAGGCUGCGCUUGGCACCAGCCCAUCAGGCUCCUCUGGCCUGCAGCUCGUGGGUAAAGAGGGUUCUGCUGCCAGCCCAGCAAAGGAGAGGUGCUGGGGCAAACUGGGCCCCCCACAAGGAGCAGCUGUGAGGGGUGGGCUGGGGACAGGGGGUCUGUGCCAUUUGCUCUUCCUGCUGCAUCCCAGGUGGGGGCAAGGGCAUCAUGCCCUGGCAGGGGCUGUGUUCCUCUGGUAUGGGUGGAAGGGGCGAUGGCAGCCGGGGCUGGUUCCCCUCAGUCCUCACCCUGGCACCAUGUGCCCGCUGUUGCUGUGAGCUCCAGAGCUUGCCAGGUUAAUGCCAGUUCUGGGGUGCCAUUUAUGAUAACCUUCUGCCCCUGUGGGGCUCAGCCCUUCCAGAAGGGCAACCAGCCAGGGCCUCCUGCCCCUUCCUGCCCUGCUCUGGGGCACAGGGCGAGUGCUGCUUUGUGCCCUGCUCCAGCUGCUGGCACUGUCACUGCCGUCCUGCAGUGCAGCCUGUGUGGCUCUCAGUUCAUUUCCAGGCAUCGUUUUCACUUCUCAGAGGUUUUCCCUGCCUGAGCCACUAAGUGGGGGUGGGAGGUGUAAGAUACUGUAAAUAAAACGGUUUUGGAAGUCC